AUGGGACCUUUGAAUCUCCUUCCAACCGUGGUUCUGUCCAUGUGCUGUCAUGUUCAGUUUGCACUAGCCUGGACGGUGAAUAAUUUCCUCAUGACUGGACCUAAGGCUUUUCUCACCUAUGCCGGUAGUGUGCAAUUGGGCGCACAGGGUGGAAUACAUGAGUGUAAACACCAGUUCGCGUUGGAGAGGUGGAACUGCCCAGAAAACACGCUCCAGUUGUCCACACACAACGGCCUUCGAAGUGCCACAAGGGAGACGUCUUUUGUCCAUGCCAUCAGCGCGGCAGGAGUGAUGUACACGCUCACCAAGAACUGCAGUAUGGGAGACUUUGACAACUGCGGCUGUGAUGACUCCAGAAUUAGACAGACAGGUGGCAGAGGGUGGAUUUGGGGAGGCUGCAGUGAUAACGUGGCGUUUGGAGAGAAGAUCUCCAAACAGUUUGUGGACGCGCUGGAAGGUGGGCACGACUCGCGCGCAGCGGUCAACCUGCAUAACAACGAGGCAGGCAGACUGGCCAUCAAAGCGACCAUGAUGAGAGCGUGUAAGUGUCACGGAGUGUCCGGGAGCUGCAGCAUCCAAACCUGCUGGAUGCAGCUGGCCGACUUCAGAGUGGUGGGCAACUACCUGAAGGUGAAGCACGAACACGCGAAGAAGCUGGAGAUGGACAAGAAGCCGGCAAAGGCCGGGAACAGCGCGGACAACCGAGGGGCCAUAGCGCACGCCUUUCGGAGCAUCGCUCGCACAGAGCUCAUUUACCUGGAGGACUCCCCGGAUUACUGCGUUAAGAACCGGAGCCGGGGAUUUCCGGGCACCGAGGGGCGGGAGUGUCUGAAGGGCAACAUGAACAUGUCCCUUUGGGAGCGAAAGAGCUGCCACAGGCUGUGCUACGAAUGCGGCCUCAGAGUGGUGGAGAAGCGCAUCGAGGUAGUCAGCAGCUGCAACUGCAAGUUCCACUGGUGUUGCACAGUGAGGUGCGACAAAUGCGCGCGGCUUGUUACCAAAUAUUUCUGUGCGCGUAAAGAAGGUGGGAGAAAACCGCAGAAUAAAACAAAGCGCAGGCACCGUGCGCGCGGCCACUGA
Molecule: messenger RNA, 1080 nt
Organism: Anarrhichthys ocellatus (wolf-eel)
Lineage: Eukaryota; Metazoa; Chordata; Actinopteri; Perciformes; Anarhichadidae
Product: protein Wnt-8a-like
Exons: 6
Coding region: 1-1080 (359 amino acids)
Biological process (GO): neuron differentiation; canonical Wnt signaling pathway; multicellular organism development
Cellular component (GO): extracellular region
Molecular function (GO): frizzled binding; cytokine activity
Source: RefSeq, a predicted model, not a curated record